This is a messenger RNA of Funneliformis geosporum, 426 nucleotides long. NCBI's taxonomy places the organism in Eukaryota, Fungi, Glomeromycota, Glomeromycetes, Glomerales, Glomeraceae. The record is from the annotation of a GenBank genome assembly.
AUGAAUGAUCGGUUAUGGCUAGCCUUUGCGAUUAAACAUUUAAGAACCCGUUCCUUUGAGAGUGUUCACUAUCCCGGAGAUAGUUCGGCAUCCAAGGGGAUGCCCACCGUUCCUGCAAGGACGCCGACCUGUUCUUCGCUGGAAUGCCCACAAAUAACUUUCAUCUUUAUAAAAAUUAUAGAAACGGUUGUGAUAGCCCAAAAUGCACGUCCCAAUUUGAAUCUUGAAGAGGAGCGUGAAAUUGUUUUUGUAAAUGAUGACAAUAAUUUUCUCAGGGCUUGUCACGGAUCCUUAAAAAUAUCAAUCAAUCGUGGCUUAAGCACGGAUAUUCAAAUUAAUUUGAUGCUGAUGGCAGAAAUGACCAAAAUGACAUUUCGUCCAGAUCUGCCAGAUGGGCCAGAAAAGCAAAAAAACCUCGAAAUGUAA